AUGAGUAUUCGAAUACUGUGUCAGGGAGUAGAACUACCGUCAAGUCCAGUAGCGUUACAAGUGUUGAAACCGGCAACGUCAGAAGCUCUGACAUACGGCGGCCGAACGAUCACUUCUACCAGCAACAGCAACUACCAAUCAUACGACGAUAAAAACGACAACGACUACAUGGAUUACUAUCCACCACCUGAUAUUGGACAAGUCUCGUUUUCGGGCCUCAGCGAACCGUGCUCCAUCGGUUCCAUCGUUGAAGUUGUGAUCAAUGCACACGGCGAUUCAUCAUCUGGUUCGGUUCUGGUUGAAGCAGUUUCGCCAUCAGGUCGUCUCAAAAAAUGCCAAGUGUUGAAGAAAGGAAGUGUUUUUGCAGCCACAUUCACGCCAAACGAAGUUGGCGAAUGGCAAAUUGGCAUAAUGUACGACGGCGAUCAUAUACGUGGCUCACCGUUUUCCUGUAAAGUUUACGAUGCUAAUCUUAUUGAGGUGCAUGGUUUGGAUGUUGGGCUUGUGGGUCAAGAGCUAAAAUUCACAGUAGACGCAUCACAAGCCGGCGAAGGAUAUCCUAAAGUACUUUUUUUUAGUGUAAUUCAAAUGCAUGAGUUUCUAAUUUAA
This is a messenger RNA of Gongylonema pulchrum, 609 nucleotides long. Lineage: Eukaryota; Metazoa; Nematoda; Chromadorea; Rhabditida; Gongylonematidae. The record is from the annotation of a GenBank genome assembly.